Chelmon rostratus (copperband butterflyfish) is the source of this 1465-nucleotide messenger RNA. It is a transcript of the gene lrrc38b, whose product is annotated as leucine rich repeat containing 38b. Bases 590 to 1465 code for a protein of 291 amino acids. Lineage: Eukaryota; Metazoa; Chordata; Actinopteri; Chaetodontiformes; Chaetodontidae. The transcript is spliced from 2 exons. Gene Ontology annotation, molecular function: transmembrane transporter binding; potassium channel activator activity; voltage-gated potassium channel activity. Gene Ontology annotation, cellular component: voltage-gated potassium channel complex. The record is from RefSeq and is a predicted model, not a curated record.
ACUCUUUGCUUGUCAUGCUUGAAUCACAGCUUCAUGCAUCCUUUUGUGUCAGAGACCUUAUUGUCUUUGUCUGUCACUGCCGCCAGAUCAACUGUGGGGUAGCGUGGCGGACAGAGCUCCCUCCUCAGCCCCCCUCUCCCUCGUCUGUGCCCCCGGCUUCUCAUCACUCCCGGCUCGCUCGUGUCUAUUUACCUCUCUUAAGCUACCCUCCCCUCGCUGUUGAGCUCCGUCUUUCUCGCUCUCCCGCUCCCCGCCGCUUACUAUCUCCCUCUCUUCGCUCCUUCAGAGCAGGCGGUCUGCUGCUCUGUGCAUGCAGCUUGCUACAUGAUCUCCUGGAAACCGGUUUUCGCCGCUGCUCCGCCACCUCGCAGUUCCUCAGCCCCUCCAGAUUCCCGUCUCUACCGCGGCAGGAUGUUCUUUCACGAGGGCUGAUCCCCGUCCGCCCCCUUUCACUUUCCCCUUUCCCUCCCUUGUCCUGAUCUCCCGCCCUCUGACCCUCACCCUCUUGUUCUCUACCCCCCACCCACCCACUCCUGUUUGCCCUCAUCCUGAGCCUCUUUCCCCCAUAAUUCAUUUCACCCCCUUGACCAUGUUGCCAUGUGUCUGCUGGCUCCAACUUAUCCUCAUCUUGCUGUCCUCUGUCUUAUGGACCCGGGGGGAAAAUUGCCCAGCAACCUGCCUGUGCCCAGAUCCUCACACUGUGGACUGCAGCGGCCGCGGGCUGACCCGUCUACCCGAUGAGAUCCCCCUGGAUGUGCGCAGGCUUUUGCUGGCCGACAACUGGAUACCCCGCAUCCCCUCGGACUUCCUGGUUCUGUACAGUGACUUGGUCUACCUGGACCUCCGGAACAACUCCCUCUCCCACAUAGAACCGGGGACUCUCAGCACCACUUCCAGGCUGGUCUUCCUGGACCUGGGCAGCAACAAUCUGACUGAGAUCCCCAAGGGGACGUUCGGGGAGUCCCGGAGCCUGAUCAAACUGCGGCUGGGCAACAACCCGUACCUGAGCAUGGUGAACGAGGAGGCUUUCCUGGGCCUCACCUCUCUGAGAGAACUGGAACUGGAGCGUAACGCGCUGUCCACCCUAAAGGUGGGGGCGCUGAGUCAGUUGCCCUCCCUGCGGGUGGUGAGGCUGGAGGGCAACCCCUGGGUGUGCAACUGCAACUUUGCCAACCUGUUCACAUGGCUGACGGAGAACAGUCACAAGCUUCCAAACGGGGUGGAAGGCAUGGAGUGCUCCCUCCCCAUGGACGGCAGACGUGUAUCCCUGACCCAGCUCUCAAAGGACAGCUUCCGUGAGUGCCAGGCCACCCUGACUCUAACAGACCUGCUCAUCAUCAUUUUCUCUGGCAUCUCAGUCUCUGUGGUGGCCAUCAUGACAAGCUUCUUCCUGGCUUCAACUGUUCACUGCUUCCAGCGCUGGAGCAAAGGCACCAAAGGGGAUGAUGAGGAGAGUGAGGAGUGA